UAUCUGUCAGCGAGAGUACACGGAGUAAAUAGUCUCCAUUUAUUUGCAAUGAGGGGAGGCCUGCACUGCAUGAACAUUCAAACUAGCUGAGGGAAUAGUUUCUCGUCAACAAAUUGUCUUCCCCUUUGUAUUGCUAGAAUUUUAAAAAAGCAAGAAACACACAAGACAAUAUAGCUAGCUACAGCAAGUCGUUGGGCCUUUGCGUUGAAGAGAACCGUUAUAAACAGCUAGCCAGGCAGGUUUGAGAGAAGGCGCUAGCUAACGGCUAAUGUUAGCUUGCUGACUUCUUGUCUUGGACAUACAGUAUCUUGUCAUUUCGGAGCUGAGCCAUUUCCGUAGGAGAACUAAACCCUGGCUACUGAGUGGAAGAGAAGUUGACUGGUGUCUGAAGAUGAUCAUAGAAAACCUAGAUGCCUUGAAAACGUGGCUUUUCAAAACCCUCGAACCAAUGUAAGUAGCUACAUAACGUUAGCAGCAUUAGCUUGCCAGCACCAGAUGCAACGACAUGACUGAAGACAUGGCUAGCAUCGUUGGAUGCUAACUGGCUAGCUAGUUAAUGUUUCUAUCAUUGUGGCUAGAUAUUUAAAACAAAAAUAGGAGUUUAUAGUUGAGAAAUGGUCUGUUAUCUUUUAAUCGAUUGGUCUUCUCGGUAUGGUAAGAAUAUAUCCUAACUAAUUGUGUUAUUGUAUAGCUAGGGUUGUCUGGCUAACUCUGUAUUUGUGCCAACACUUUUCCUCUCUAGUUGUGAUGCGGACCCUUCUGCCCUCGCUAACUACGUCGUUGCCUUGGUGAAGAAAGAUAAAAGUGAGACGGAGCUCAAAGCCCUGUGCAUCGACCAGUUGGAUGUAUUUCUACAGAAAGGUACUUACUUCAAACAAAUGUAUAGUCGCGACCUAAUAUGCAAUGUGUCAGUGUCAGCCCAAUACGAUACGAUACGCUCACACCUCGUCUUCCUCCCCUCGUCUUCCUCUCCUGUCUUCUCCGCCAGAGACGCAGACCUUUGUUGAUAGACUGUUCGAAGCUGUGAACGCCAAAAGCUACCUACCUCAGCAAGACCAUCAGCCAGGCUCCGCGGUCAAAGCAGAGGCGACCAGGACGGACAAGGACGACCAGAGGAAAGAUGAGGUGACUGGCUGAGUCAUGUCCAAAGGCGCCAACACUUAGAGGGCAUGUUUACUCUGUGUCUGGGGGGGGGAACCGACACGUCUUCUCUUGAACAGUGACGCUACAGGAAACACACCUGCGGUAGAGUCUAGUGCCUCCGCAUAGCUGGCAUUGGAAAGUUACACUCCACAGUCCUAACAGUAGAGAUCUAUUGUCCAAUAGGAUUCUUUGUAAACAUGAAGUGGGAUGUUUUGUAAAUGGUAAACAGGAUGAGAUCAAUGCAAUUCAUCUACUGGUACUUUGAGUAUCUUAUUCCAACCUUGGGUGUGUUUUCCAGCCAAGUCGUGAGGAGGACCGGGGCAAGAAGUUCUCCAGGAGAGUGAACUACAGUCCCCCGUCCAGCUCCCCGUACAGCAGAGACAGCAGGUCAGUGUCAACAUGGUCCCCUGUAGCUCAAUUGGUAGAGCACGGCGCUAUUAACGCCAGGGUAGUGGGUUCGAUCCCCGGGACCACCCCAUACGUAAACAUUUAUGCGCACAUGACUGUAAGUGGCUUUGGAUAAAAGCGUCUGCUAAAUGGCAUAUUAUUAUUAUUAUGACAACAUCUUAAAUAGUUCCCUAUUAAAUUGACCUGGUCAAAAUUAGUGUACUAUAUAGGGAAUAGGGUGUCAUAGGGCUCUGGUGUAAAGUAGUGUACUAUAUAGGGAAUAGGGUGCUAUUUGAGUCAGAAGCAUAAAUACCCACACCUGGUCAAGUCUACCUGUCUCUGUCCUCCCCUACUGUUCACUGGGUUGUUGGCUAAAUGACUGUGUUCUCCCCCCUCUCUCUCGCUCUCUCUCUCUCUUUCUCUCUCCUCCUCUCCUCUCUCUCUCCUCCUCCAUGAUCUCUCUCUCUCUCUCUCUCUCUCUUCUCUCUCCGCUCUCUCAUCGCUCUCUCUCUCAUCUCUCCCUCCUCCCUCUCGCUCUCACUCCCUCUCCCCUCUCGCUCCCUCCCUCUCGCUCUCCCUCCUCCCCUCUCGCUCUCCCCCUCCCCUUUCGCUCUCCCCCCCUCCCCGUUCGCUCUCCCUCCUCCCCUCUCGCUCUUCCCUCCCUCCCCCCCCCCUCCUCUCCCUCCUCCCCUCUCUCUCCCUCUCGCUCUCAUCUCCUCUCUCUCUCCUCCCUCUCUCUCCCUCCUCCCCCUCUCCUUCCUCCCCCUCUCUCUCUCCUCCCCUCCCCUCCUCUCUCCCUCCCCCCCUCCCUCCCCCCCUCUCUCUCUCUCCCCCUCCUCCCCUUCCCCUAUCGUUUCUCAGACGAGGGAUGACCGUAAAAGGGACGACCGUCCCAGGAAGCAAAACGAUUACGACCGCAACCCCCCGAGAGGGGACUCUACCGGGACCGUUACAACCGUAGGCGGGGUCGUAGCUACAGCCGCAGCAGGAGCAGGAGCAAGGACCGGGCCAGGGACCGGGACCGGGACAGAGAAACCGAGCCAGGGGGUCACAGCAGGAGUCACUCCAGGAGCAGGGAGGGGAAGGAGGGAGGGAGGGAGGGGGAGAAAGAGGAGGGAGGAGGAUGGAGGGAGGAGGGAGGAGGGAAGGAGGAGGAGAGGAGGUGUCUAAAAUUUCGUUUCGUGCUUCGUUCUCGGUUUUUUUCGGGUUUUUAUGGUUUUCUGGUCUUUCUGGCUUUCUUAUUGGAUUGCUUUUUUCUUCCGUUCUUCUUCUUCUUCUUUUCUUCCUCUCUCUUUUGUUCUUUCUUUCUUUCUUCUCCUUUUCCCUGCUUCUUCGCUCGUUCUUUCUUCGUUAGUCGCAUAGAUGGGGGAGGGAGAACCCGGGAGUGACUCCAGCCAGACCGACCCAAACCUUGCUUGUGUUCCAGCACACCUGAUUUAAAAUAUCAAGGUUAAGACGGAAGACCAUGAUCAGUUGAUUAUUUGAAAGUCAGUAUGUCUGGCUGUUCGACUAGUGCUGGGCUGGAACAAAAGCAUGCACGCCCAGCCGCUCUACCUCCUGCUCUAGAUAUCAUGACUGUUUACAUUGUCCUACUUCCUGCCACUUCCACUAUCCUUCUGAUCACAGAGCGGGAUGCUGGGAAGUCAAAGUAUGAGGCCGACCGAGGAGACCGGGGGAAGGAGGUUGGAGCUGGUGACGGCCUCCUGCCGAUCCCCACGGCAACCACCACGUUCCCCGUGCCGACGCUCAGCAGCACCAUCACGGUGAUCGCCCCUCAAGGUAACCACAGCAACACCUCUGUGACGGACAGCUGGUCGGACUUCCACACGGAACACUCACUAGACCGGCCCCCUCCGCCACCGCCCUUCAACCGGGGUCCGCCCCCUCAGCAAAGGAAACGUUGCCGUGACUACGACGGUAAGCAGGAAGGAAGUUCACAUGCCUAAAGAUGUUUUUUGUUUUUACACCAAAACUGUAUUUUAAUGUCCAGUAUGACUGAGGACAAGGAGAAGGUUUGGAGUGAUUUGUAUUCCUUCUGUCUUCUGUUCCGGAGAAGGCCUUCUGUAUCUAACUGUCCUCUAUCUGUGCUUCUUGACAAUGGUUUGUUCUGUAUGCGUGGAGCCAUGACAGAUGGUGUUGUUUCUGUGUGCAGUCUUAUCUGUUUACUGUAUAGUGUUGAUGUGUUGUCUUCCAGAGAAGGGCUUCUGUAUGCGUGGGGACAUUUGCCCGUUCGACCACGGUAUUGAUCCAGUGGUGGUGGAGGACGUUAAUCUGCCCAACAUGUUCCAAGCCCCUCCCCCUGUCCCGGGGGUCGCCCAGCCCCCCCCAAGCUUACCGCCCCCCCCAGGACCUCCCCCUCUCAUGACCCCAGCGCCCGUCAACCUCCGCCCCCCUGUGCCCCUGCCAAGCAGCCUGCCGCCAGGUAGGAAAUCACUGGAUCUAUUUAAAACGCCCCUUGGCUUAAGACGCAUCGUUUGCAUCCCAAAUGGCACCCUGUAGAGUGCACUUCUUUUGACCGUAGUCCGUAGGGUGUUUGCCCUCCUAUAGAGAUCUCCAUAGAGACAAUAAUUCACUAGAGUGUUUGUUGUCAGACUUGCGUAGUUCUAUAAUGUUCUGUUAAUGGCAGCCGUCUUGGUCAGGAAUAAAUCAGAAACCAUUCUAGUGUUUUAUUUAAUUCUGUGCCCCCCCCACCAGGGCCCCCCCCUCCAGGCAUCAGGGAUGGAUGCUCCUCCUAACUCCGUUCCCACUAUCGUAACCACAGGGAUACGAUCCUCCAUCCCCCAGGUCCCACCGCCUCUCUUCUCACCAGGUAGGUUUGAGAUGGAGCUAUGUGUGUGUGUGUGUGUGUGUGUGAGUUGACAACCAGAGGGUUUGCUAGUGUCAAAUCCUAGGUGCCAUCUCCUGCCGUUGUGCCCUUGAGCAAGGCACUUACUCCUCCCUAACCGCUGCAUAAUGUGCCCUACAGUUAUCAACUUCUCCAACAUCUGUAUCCGUGUGUCUUUUCAGAGGGGAAGGGAUAAUGUGGAAGUUAAAUGUCUUCUCUCUUUUGAGUCAGUGUUGUUGUCUCUCUCUCUCUCUCUCUGUCUCUCUUGCUCUCUCUCUCUCUCUCUCUCUCUGUUCUCUCUCUCUGUCUCUCUCUCUGUCUCUGUUCUCUCUCUCUGUCUCUCUCUCUGUCUCUGUCUCUGUCUCUGUCUCUGUCUCUCUCUGUCUCUCUGUCUCUCUGUCUCUCUGUCUCUCUGUCUCUGUCUCUCUGUCUCUCUGUCUCUCUGUCUCUCUGUCUCUCUGUCUCUCUGUCUCUCUGUCUCUCUCUCUGUCUCUGUCUCUCUCUGUCUCUCUCUGUCUCUCUCUGUCUCUCUCUGUCUCUCUCUGUCUCUCUCUGUCUCUGUCUCUCUGUCUCUGUCUCUGUCUCUGUCUCUGUCUCUGUCUCUGUCUCUGUCUCUGUCUCUGUCUCUCUCUCUCUCUCUCUGUCUCCUCCUCCUCUCUCUCUGUCUCCUCCUCCUCUGUCUCUCUCUCUCUCUCUCUCCCCCCCAGACCAGUAUGAUUCUGACAUGUAUAACCCUGAAGCUCCCAGCCUCACCAACACAUCCAGACCUGUGUACCGCCACAGGGUCAACGCCCAAAGACCCAACCUCAUAGGACUGACUAUGGGGGAGGACCUGCCUCACAGAGACCGAGGUACACACCUUCAACACAACUAGUCUAGAUGGGGAUUUAGAGGGAAGCUGAAGCUGGGACAGAGGUACACACCUUCAACACAACUAGUCUAGAUGUGGAUUUAGAGGGAAGCUGGGACAGAGGUACACACCUUCAACACAACUAGUCUAGAUGGGGAUUUAGAGGGAAGCUGGGACAGAGGUACACACCUUCAACACAACUAGUCUAGAUGGGGAUUUAGAGGGAAGCUGGGACAGAGGUACACACCUUCAACACAACUAGUCUAGAUGUGGAUUUAGAGGGAAGCUGGGACAGAGGUACACACCUUCAACACAACUAGUCUAGAUGGGGAUUUAGAGGGAAGCUGAAGCUGGGACGGAGGUACACACCUUCAACACAACUAGUCUAGAUGUGGAUUUAGAGGGAAGCUGAAGCUGGGACAGAGGUACACACCUUCAACACAACUAGUCUAGAUGGGGAUUUAGAGGGAAGCUGAAGCUGGGACAGAGGUACACACCUUCAACACAACUAGUCUAGAUGUGGAUUUAGAGGGAAGCUGAAGCUGGGACAGAGGUACACACCUUCAACACAACUAGUCUAGAUGUGGAUUUAGAGGGAAGCUGGGACAGAGGUACAACACCUUCAACACAACUAGUCUAGAUGGGGAUUAGAGGGAAGCUGGGACAGAGGUACACACCUUCAACACAACUAGUCUAGAUGUGGAUUUAGAGGGAAGCUGGGACAGAGGUACACACCUUCAACACAACUAGUCUAGAUGGGGAUUUAGAGGGAAGCUGAAGCUGGGACAGAGGUACACACCUUCAACACAACUAGUCUAGAUGUGGAUUUAGAGGGAAGCUGGGACAGCGAUGGGGAGGGACCUUCAACACAACUAGUCUAGAUGUGGAUUUAGAGGGAAGCUGGGACAGCGAUGGGGAGGGACCUUCAACACAACUAGUCUAGAUGUGGAUUUAGAGGGAAGCUGAAGCUGGGACAGAGGUACACACCUUCAACACAAACUAGUCUAGAUGUGGAUUUAGAGGGAAGCUGGGACAGAGGUACACACCUUCAACACAACUAGUCUAGAUGGGGAUUUAGAGGGAAGCUGAAGCUGGGACAGAGGUACACACCUUCAACACAACUAGUCUAGAUGGGGAUUUAGAGGGAAGCUGAAGCUGGGACAGAGGUACACACCUUCAACACAACUAGUCUAGAUGUGGAUUUAGAGGGAAGCUGAAGCUGGGACAGAGGUACACACCUUCAACACAACUAGUCUAGAUGUGGAUUUAGAGGGAAGCUGGGACAGAGGUACACACCUUCAACACAACUAGUCUAGAUGGGGAUUUAGAGGGAAGCUGAAGCUGGGACAGAGGUACACACCUUCAACACAACUAGUCUAGAUGGGGAUUUAGAGGGAAGCUGAAGCUGGGACAGAGGUACACACCUUCAACACAACUAGUCUAGAUGGGGAUUUAGAGGGAAGCUGGGACAGAGGUACACACCUUCAACACAACUAGUCUAGAUGUGGAUUUAGAGGGAAGCUGGGACAGCGAUGGGGAGGGGGGCUCACUAACCCAGACUGGUCUGAUCUAAUCCAUCCAGUCACAUUUUAUUUUUAUGAAUUCCCAGAUAAGAUGCCCAACAGCAACAGAAUGAGGAUCGUUCUGGAGUCCGACUCUAGGAAGAGAUCAGCUGUCUCAAACGACAGAGGGAUGCCCCCCAUGAAACCCUGGUCCGACAAGUAAGAACUCACACCCCCUGGUCCGACAAGUAAGAACUCACACCCCCUGGUCCGACAAGUAAGAACUCACACCCCCUGGUCCGACAAGUAAGAACACACACCCCCUGGUCCGACUAGUAAGAACACACACCCCCUGGUCCGACAAGUAAGAACACACACCCCCUGGUCCGACUAGUAAGAACUCACACCCCCUGGUCCGACAAGUAAGAACACACACCCCCUGGUCCGACUAGUAAGAACACACACCCCCUGGUCCGACUAGUAAGAACACACACCCCCUGGUCCGACUAGUAAGAACACACACCCCCUGGUCCGACUAGUAAGAACACACACCCCCUGGUCCGACAAGUAAGAACACACACCCCCUGGUCCGACUAGUAAGAACUCACACCCCCUGGUCCGACAAGUAAGAACACACACCCCCUGGUCCGACUAGUAAGAACACACACCCCCUGGUCCGACUAGUAAGAACACACACCCCCUGGUCCGACUAGUAAGAACACACACCCCCUGGUCCCGACUAGUAAGAACACACACCCCCUGGUCCGACAAGUAAGAACUCACACCCCCCUGGUCCGACUAGUAAGAACACACGCCCCCUGGUCCGACUAGUAAGAACACACACACCCUGGUCCGACAAGUAAGAACUCACACCCCCUGGUCCGACAAGUAAGAACACACACCCCCUGGUCCGACUAGUAAGAACACACACCCCCUGGUCCGACAAGUAAGAACACACACCCCCUGGUCCGACUAGUAAGAACACACACCCCCCUGGUCCGACAAGUAAGAACUCACACCCCCUGGUCCGACUAGUAAGAACACACACCCCCUGGUCCGACUAGUAAGAACACACGCCCCCUGGUCCGACUAGUAAGAACACACACCCCCUGGUCCGACUAGUAAGAACACACACCCCCUGGUCCGACUAGUAAGAACACACGCCCCCUGGUCCGACUAGUAAGAACACACGCCCCCCUGGUCCGACUAGUAAGAACACGCCCCUGGUCCGACUAGUAAGAACACGCCCCCCCUGGUCCGACUAGUAAGAACACACGCCCCCUGGUCCGACUAGUAAGAACACACGCCCCUGGUCCGACUAGUAAGAACACACACCCCCUGGUCCCGACUAGUAAGAACACACACCCCCUGGUCCGACUAGUAAGAACACACACCCCCUGGUCCCGACUAGUAAGAACACACACCCCCUGGUCCCGACUAGUAGGAACACGCCCCCUGGUCCCGACUAGUAAGAACACACACCCCCUGGUCCGACUAGUAAGAACACACACCCCCUGGUCCGACUAGUAAGACUCUGUUUUGUUUUCAUUUAAUUCAUUUAACUGCCUGAAGCGGGUACAAACUGAACUGAACCCAACCUUGACCUGAAGACAUGAGACAGCAGAAUGACAGGGUUAUAGUCUGAAGACAUGAGACAGUUGAAUGACAGGGUUAUGGUCUGAAGACAUGAGACAGUUGAAUGACAGGGUUAUAGUCUGAAGACAUGAGACAGCAGAAUGACAGGGUUAUAGUCUGAAGACAUGAGACAGUUGAAUGACAGGGUUAUAGUCUGAAGACAUGAGACAGUUGAAUGACAGGGUUAUAGUCUGAAGACAUGAGACAGUUGAAUGACAGGGUUAUAGUCUGAAGACAUGAGACAGUUGAAUGACAGGGUUAUGGUCUGAAGACAUUAGACAGUUGAAUGACAGGGUUAUAGUCUGAAGACAUGAGACAGCAGAAUGACAGGGUUAUAGUCUGAAGACAUGAGACAGUUGAAUGACAGGGUUAGGGUCUGAAGACAUGAGACAGUUGAAUGACAGGGUUAUAGUCUGAAGACAUUAGACAGUUGAAUGACAGGGUUAGGGUCUGAAGACAUGAGACAGUUGAAUGACAGGGUUAUGGUCUGAAGACAUGAGACAGUUGAAUGACAGGGUUAUGGUCUGAAGACAUGAGACAGUUGAAUGACAGGGUUAUAGUCUGAAGACAUGAGACGGUUGAAUGACAGGGUUAUAGUCUGAAGACAUGAGACAGUUGAAUGACAGGGUUAUGGUCUGAAGACAUUAGACAGUUGAAUGACAGGGUUAGGGUCUGAAGACAUGAGACAGCAGAAUGACAGGGUUAUAGUCUGAAGACAUGAGACAGCUGAAUGACAGGGUUAUAGUCUGAAGACAUGAGACAGUUGAAUGACAGGGUUAUAGUCUGAAGACAUGAGACAGUUGAAUGACAGGGUUAUGGUCUGAAGACAUGAGACAGUUGAAUGACAGGGUUAUAGUCUGAAGACAUGAGACAGUUGAAUGACAGGGUUAUAGUCUGAAGACAUGAGACAGCUGAAUGACAGGGUUAUAGUCUGAAGACAUGAGACAGUUGAAUGACAGGGUUAUAGUCUGAAGACAUGAGACAGUAGAAUGACAGGGUUAGGGUCUGAAGACAUGAGACAGUUGAAUGACAGGGUUAUAGUCUGAAGACAUGAGACAGUUGAAUGACAGGGUUGUAGUCUGAAGACAUGAGACAGCAGAAUGACAGGGUUAUAGUCUGAAGACAUGAGACAGUUGAAUGACAGGGUUAUAGUCUGAAGACAUGAGACAGUUGAAUGACAGGGUUAUAGUCUGAAGACAUGAGACAGUUGAAUGACAGGGUUAUGGUCUGAAGACAUGAGACAGUUGAAUGACAGGGUUAUAGUCUGAAGACAUGAGACAGUUGAAUGACAGGGUUAUGGUCUGAAGACAUGAGACAGGGUUAUAGUCUGAAGACAUGAGACAGUUGAAUGACAGGGUUAUAGUCUGAAGACAUGAGACAGUUGAAUGACAGGGUUAUGGUCUGAAGACAUGAGACAGGGUUAUGGUCUGAAGACAUGAGACAGUUGAAUGACAGGGUUAUAGUAUGAAGACAUGAGACAGUAGAAUGACAGGGUUAUAGUCUGAAGACAUGAGACAGUAGAAUGACAGGGUUAUAGUCUGAAGACAUGAGACAGUUGAAUGACAGGGUUAUAGUCUGAAGACAUGAGACAGUUGAAUGACAGGGUUAUAGUCUGAAGACAUGAGACAGUAGAAUGACAGGGUUAUAGUCUGAAGACAUGAGACAGUUGAAUGACAGGGUUAUGGUCUGAAGACAUGAGACAGGGUUAUGGUCUGAAGACAUGAGACAGUUGAAUGACAGGGUUAUAGUCUGAAGACAUGAGACAGUAGAAUGACAGGGUUAUAGUCUGAAGACAUGAGACAGUUGAAUGACAGGGUUAUAGUCUGAAGACAUGAGACAGUUGAAUGACAGGGUUAGGGUCUGAAGACAUGAGACAGCAGAAUGACAGGGUUAUAGUCUGAAGACAUGAGACAGCAGAAUGACAGGGUUAGGGUUACAUAGACCAUCAUAGAACCACAACAAUAGGACAACAGUUAAGUCCCAUUUUUGAUUUUUAGUUCAUCUAACAUGUCAAUAACCUUUUACACACAAAAAAAAAAAAACAUGUUUGAACACAAACCAGUACAGGAGCUGUUCCUGUAAUCUCCUUGUGUUCUGUCAGACCUAACUUCAACCAGCAGAACCUCCAGGGUGGGUUCCACACCAAGAACCCUCCCCACCAGAACCAGAGGGCUGCGUUUGGGUCCAACACCAAGCUGACGGUCCGACAGAUCCCACCGGAACUCAACAACAUCUCCAAGCUUAACCAACACUUCAGCAAGUUCGGGACGAUCGUCAACUUACAGGUUGGACUGGUCGGCUAACAACACCUUUCUGCUUUAGGCUGGAAUGAUUUUGGAAGUAUGGCACCCUAUUCCCCAAUAUAGUGCACUACUGCUCAGUGAGUGAGGGUUAACCUAACCCCCCCCCCCCCCCUCCCCUCUAGGUGACCUAUGGUAGUGACCCGGAGGGUGCCCUGAUCCAGUUUGGCUGUCACGAGGAGGCUAAACGGGCCAUGCAGAGUCCCGAGGCCGUUCUCAACAACCGCUUUAUUAGGGUCCACUGGCACCGUGAGGACGGGACGGGACCGCAACAGGGGACGGGACCGCAACAGGGGACGGGACCGCAACAGGGGACGGGACCACAACAGGGGACGGGACCGCAACAGGGGACGGGACCGCAACAGGGGACGGGACCACAACAGGGGACGGGUCCGCAACAGGGGACGGGACCGCAGGGGCAGCAACACCAUCAACCACACUCACUCAUGGUAAGGCUACAUCCCAAAUAGCACCCUGUUCCCUAUAAUAGUGCACUACUUUUGACUAGAGCCCUAUGGACCGGGGGGUCAAAAGUGGUGCACUUGGAUUUAGGAAGCACCUUUUCAUCAGACGGCCAUUUUGCCCAAUGCCACUGAUUAUUAGCGGCCUCAGUUUUAGACUCUAAUUUUAGGACCCAGAGUUUUUCCUGCUGGUUGGGUCAAACAGCAACGUAAUGGACCUUCUAUGUUAUGUUGUUGACCUUGUUUGUUUGUUGUUGUUGUUGUGUGAACUCCAGCAGGUGCAGCAGCCAGCCACUAGUCUGAAACAGUCAGUCAAAGACCGCCUGGGCCCUCUGCCUUCUGACAGCUCAGAGCCCAACCAAGACUCUAGUGUUGCCUCUCAGAAUGCCUUCAAAUCUAACCUAUCGGUGAAGGAGAGGCUGGGCUUCCCCUCUAAACCAGGAAGUAACCCUAGUGGACCGGCAGGAAAGGUGAGAGGGGGAAAAAAAACGGUCCUCCUCUUCUCUUUUUCAAUAUAUUGACAGUUCUCUGUGUUGAUGGUGGAAUGAUCUAGAAGAGUCUCUCUCUCCCUGAGUGACUUUACUUGGUAACUCUUUUGUAGAAAAUUCCCUUCUCCCACUCUUGACUGAUUUUUCGUAGGAAAUCCCGCCUCUUCCGAGGUAGAUUGGAUAGAGAUAGGCUAAUGGGGAAUUUUCUACAACUGUACCUUUUUUAAAGGAAAAAUCCACUCAAACUAUCUUUUGGUAUUUUCUUUUCCGUUAGUCCACUGUUGAUACAGUCCCAAAAUGUUUUUCAUGUCAGCGGUCACGUUUUCAAGAUAUUGGACUUUGAAGAAGCAUUGGGAGAAUCUCAAUUGCAUACUCCUUGCGUCCUCUCUCCUCACCACCACCGCCUCAAAACUCCAUUGGAUGAGAAAGCUAGAGGUCCCGCCCAUCUGACCACCUCCUCCAAUGGGUUUUCAGGAGGUGAGGAGAGAGGACUCGGAGUAUGCAAAGUGUCCCUUGCCUCGUCAUCAUGAUGUACGUUUUGCCUCGUCUGACGUGGUUAAGGGACACUCUGCUUCUUCAAAGUCCAAUAUCUUGAAAACUUGACUGCUGACAUGCAAAACAUUUUGGGACAAUAGUGGAAUAAUGUAAAAAAUAUAUAUAAAUAUAGUUUAAUACAAUUAACUGGACCUCCAUCAGGUGUUCUCCUAUAUAUAACAGUCCAACCCAUCAGGUGUUCUCCUAUAUAACGUCCACAGUUAUAACAGUAGUAAUAAUACCAUUAACUGGACCUCCAUCAGGUGUUCUCCUAUAUAAGUCCACAGUAUAACAGUAGUAAUAAUACAUUAACUGGACCUCCAUCAGGUGUUCUCCUAUAUAAGUCCACAGUAAUAAACAGUAGUAAUAAUACCAUUAACUGGACCUCCAUCAGGUGUUCUCCUAUAUAAGUCCACAGUAUAACAGUAGUAAUAAUACCAUUAACUGGACCUCCAUCAGGUGUUCUCCUAUAUAAGUCCACAGUAUAACAGUAGUAAUAAUACCAUUAACUGGACCUCCAUCAGGUGUUCUCCUAUAUAAGUCCACAGUAUAACAGUAGUAAUAAUACCAUUAACUGGACCUCCAUUCAGGUGUUCUCCUAUAUAAGUCCACAGUAUAACAGUAGAAUAAUACCAUUAACUGGACCUCCAUCAGGUGUUCUCCUAUAUAAGUCCACAGUAUAACAGUUAAGUAAUAAUACCAUUAACUGGGACCUCCAUCAGGUGUUCUCCUAUAUAAGUCCACAGUAUAACAGUAGUAAUAAUACCAUUAACUGGACCUCCAUCAGGUGUUUCUCCUAUAUAAGUCCACAGUAUAACAGUAGUAAUAAUACCAUUAAACUGGAGCCUCCAUCAGGUGUUCUCCUAUAUAAGUCCCACAGUAUAACAGUAGUAAUAAUACCAUUAACUGGACCUCCAUCAGGUGUUCUCCUAUAUAAGUCCACAGUAUAACAGUAGUAAUAAUACAUUAACUGGACCUCCAUCAGGUGUUCUCCUAUAUAAGUCCACAGUAUAACAGUAGUAAUAAUACCAUUAACUGGACCUCCUCAUCAGGUGUUCUCCUAUAUAAGUCCACAGUAUAACAGUAGUAAUAAUACCAUUAACUGGACCUCCAUCAGGUGUUCUCCUAUAUAAGUCCACAGUAUAACAGUAGUAAUAAUACCAUUAACUGGACCUCCAUCAGGUGUUCUCCUAUAUAAGUCCACAGUAUAACAGUAGUAAUAAUACCAUUAACUGGACCCUCCAUCAGGUGUUCUCCUAUAUAAGUCCACAGUAUAACAGUAGUAAUAAUACCAUUAACUGGACCUCCAUCAGGUGUUCUCCUAUAUAAGUCCACAGUAUAAACAGUAGUAAUAAUACCAUUAACUGGACCUCCAUCAGGUGUUCUCCUAUAUAAGUCCACAGUAUAACAGUAGUAAUAAUACCAUUAACUGGACCUCCAUCAGGUGUUCUCCUAUAUAAGUCCACAGUAUAACAGUAGUAAUAAUACCAUUAACUGGACCUCCAUCAGGUGUUCUCCUAUAUAAGUCCACAGUAUACAGUAGUAAUAAUACCAUUAACUGGACCUCCAUCAGGUGUUCUCCUAUAUAAGUCCACAGUAUAACAGUAGUAAUAAUACCAUUAACUGGACCUCCAUCAGGUGUUCUCCUAUAUAAGUCCCACAGUAUAACAGUAGUAAUAAUACCAUUAACUGGACCUCCAUCAGGUGUUCAUCCUAUAUAAGUCCACAGUAUAACAGUAGUAAUAAUAUCAUUAACUGGACCUCCAUCAGGUGUUCUCCUAUAUAAGUCACAGUAUAACAGUAGUAAUAAUACCUCCUCUCCAUCAGGUGUUCUCCUAUAUAAGUCCACAGUAUAACAGUAGUAAUAAUACCAUUAACUGGACCUCCAUCAGGUGUUCUCCUAUAUAAGUCCACAGUAUAACAGUAGUAAUAAUACCAUUAACUGGACCUCCAUCAGGUGUUCUCCUAUGUAAGUCCACAGGAUAACAGUAGUAAUAAUACCAUUAACUGGACCUCCAUCAGGUGUUCUCCUAUAUAAGUCCACAGUGUAACAGUAGUAAUAAUACCAUUAACUGGACUUCCAUCAGGUGUUCUCCUAUAUAAGUCACAGUAUAACAGUAGUAAUAAUACCAUUAACUGGACCUCCAUCAGGUGUUCUCCUAUAUAAGUCCACAGUAUAACAGUAGUAAUAAUACCAUUAACUGGAGCUCCAUCAGGUGUUCUCCUAUAUAAGUCCACAGUAUAACAGUAGUAAUAAUACCAUUAACUGGACCUCCAUCAGGUGUUCUCCUAUAUAAGUCCACAGUAUAACAGUAGUAAUAAUACCAUUAACUGGACCUCCAUCAGGUGUUCUCCUAUAUAAGUCCACAGUAUAACAGUAGUAAUAAUACCAUUAACUGGACCUCCAUCAGGUGUUCUCCUAUAUAAGUCCACAGUAUAACAGUAGUAAUAAUACCAUUAACUGGACCUCCAUCAGGUGUUCUCCUAUAUAAGUCCACCUAUAACAGUAGUAAUAAUACCAUUAACUGGGACCUCCAGGUUCCUCCCCAGAUAAAGUAGUAAUAUCAUUAACUGGACCUCCAUCAGGUGUUCUCCUAUAUAAGUCCACAGUAUAACAGUAGUAAUAAUACCAUUAACUGGACCUCCAUCAGGUGUUCUCCUAUAUAAGUCCACAGUAUAACAGUAGUAAUAAUACCAUUAACUGGACCUCCAUCAGGUGUUCUCCUAUAUAAGUCCACAGUAUAACAGUAGUAAUAAUACCAUUAACUGGACCUCCAUCAGGUGUUCUCCUAUAUAAGUCCACAGUAUAACAGUAGUAAUAAUACCAUUAACUGGACCUCCAUCAGGUGUUCUCCUAUAUAAGUCCACAGUAUAACAGUAGUAAUAAUACCAUUAACUGGACCUCCAUCAGGUGUUCUCCUAUAUAAGUCCACAGUAUAACAGUAGUAAUAAUACCAUUAACUGGACCUCCAUCAGGUGUUCUCCUAUAUAAGUCCACAGUAUAACAGUAGUAAUAAUACCAUUAACUGGACCUCCAUCAGGUGUUCUCCUAUAUAAGUCCACAGUGUAACAGUAGUAAUAAUACCAUUAACUGGACCUCCAUCAGGUGUUCUCCUAUAUAAGUCCACAGUGUAACAGUAGUAAUAAUACCAUUAACUGGACCUCCAUCAGGUGUUCUCCUAUAUAAGUCCACAGUAUAACAGUAGUAAUACUACCAUUAACUGGACCUCCAUCAGGUGUUCUCCUAUAUAAGUCCACAGUAUAACAGUAGUAAUAAUAUCAUUAACUGGACCUCCAUCAGGUGUUCUCCUAUAUAAGUCCACAGUAUAACAGUAGUAAUAAUACCAUUAACUGGACCUCCAUCAGGUGUUCUCCUAUAUAAGUCCACAGUGUAACAGUAGUAAUAAUACCAUUAACUGGACCUCCUCUCCAUCAGGUGUUCUCCACCUCUACGGGGCUGACUAAGACAGUUUACAACAUGGCUGCUCUGAAAGCAGCUCAGAAGACUGCUCUGUUUGCUGGGGUCACUGCCACAGAGGAGGCUAUGAAGAACAAACAGGUGAGAGAGGAAGAUGGGGCCAGCGAGGGGGAUGGAUGGAUGAGGAUAGAGGGGGGGGACCUUGGAUGGAUGGAAUGGAGGAAGGAGGAUGAGAGGGUGGGAUGGAUGGUGGAGGGAGAGGGUGGGUGGGUGGAUGGAGGAGGAGAGGGUGGGAUGGAUGGAGGAGGAGAGGGUGGGAUGGAUGGAGGAGGAGGAGAGGGUUGGGAUGGUUGGAUGGAGGAGGGGGUGGGUGGGAUGUGGAUGUGAGGGAGGGAGGGGGGGGGUGGAUGGAGGAAGGAGAGGGUUGGGUAUGGAUGGAGGAGGAGGGGGGGGGUCGGAUGGAUGGAGGGAGGAGGGGUGGCCGGUGGCCGGUGGGAUGGGAUGGAUGCAGCAAGGGUGGGGUGGAUGGAGGAGGAGAGGGUGGGGGAUAGAUGGAGGAGGAGAGGGUGGGAUGGAUGGAGGAUGAGGGGUGGGAUAGAUGGGAGGAGAGGGGGUGGAUUGGAGGAGGAGGAGGGUGGGAUGGUGGAGGUGGAGGGUGGUGAUUGUUAUGUGCUCGGAGGUUGGGUUUUGGUCGGAGGUGUGGCUGCUGGUGGCGUGGGGUGGCUGUUAGCGCUGCGUUUGGGUGGAGGCUGGUUAGGACUGUGGAUGGAUGCGUGGGUUGGUGUGACUGCGUCUUAUGGGAGGUGGGAUUGAUGUGUUGAAGGGAGGAUUUGGGGAGGGGAGAGUGGGGAUGGAUGGAUGGAGGACGGAUGGAUGUGGAGGCUUGAGGAGAGGUUGGGAUGGAGGUUGCAGGAGUGGUCUGUGUGAGGGUGGUGAUGGAUGGACGGAGGAGGAGAGUGAUUGGGUUGGAGGCAGUGGUGGGAUGAGAGGUCAGUCGGGUGAUUGAUUCGGGGGGGGAGGGGUGGGUGGGAUGGAUGGAGGAGAGGGUGGGAUUGAGGUUGAGGAGAGGGUGGGAUGGAUGGUAGGAGGAAGGAGAGGGUGGGAUGGAUGGAGGAGAGGAUGGGAUGGAUGGAGGUUGAGGAGAGGGUGGGAUGGAGGUUGAGGAGAGGGUGGGAUGGAUGGAGGAGAGGGUGGGAUGGAUGGAGGAGGAGAGGGUGGGAUGGAUGGAGGAGGAGAGGGUGGGACUAAGGAGGACGAGAUGGAGGAGAAGGGGGAAAUGAGGGUUAGGGUGGAGGGGUCAUGGUCUUUCAUCUCUAAUCCUAUAAGGAGACUUCUGGGGAAAGAGUCUGAACAUAACAGUUGGCUUUAUGUAACACUUUUCCAGACGCUCAAAGCACUUUACCAUGGUUGUGGAUGAGGUGAAUUAUCACUUUAAUAUUUCCCAUGAUUCCCCUGACAGGAAGCCCUGCGGCUCCAACAGGAAAUGAGGAAAAAGAAGCAGGAAAUCCUGGAGAAGCACAUCGAGACUCAGAAGGUGAGUUUUUUUCCCCAUAGAGAAUGAUAGAGGUUUCUAGUGGCCAAAAGUCCGUUUAAGCGUGGGCAGCGCCGUGAAGGGCUUCCACCGUGCUUCUGCCAUUUUAAAGUAGUCAACGGGUUGGGGAUUCCUAUGGGUUGUAGCCCUGCCCACGCUGGCACAGACACUGGGAAUGGCACAGAUAUAAAGAUGAGUCCUCCAUCUAUCUCUAUGGUUUUUCCUCACCAUGGGCUCAAAUCAUCUGUCCUCGAUUCCCAUCUCCUCGAUUCCCAUCUCCUCGAUUCCCAACUCCUUGAUUCCCAACUCCUCGAUUCCUAUCUCCUUUCCUUCUCCAAACCCAUUGGAGGAGAAGGUCUGAGGAGAGGAGAUGAGGUGGCAUGAGAAGUAAUCCUGAAAAUGUAUCCCCCCCCGGCCCCUGAAAAGGUUGCCGGUGUCACCGUUCUGUCUACUCUCCAUGUUCCAGCUGUUGAUCUGUAAGCUGGAGAAGAACAAGGCCAUGAAGCCAGAGGACAAGGCAGUGAUUAUGACAACGCUGGGGACCCUCACCAAGAGUAUUACCAAACUACAGCAGGAGAUCAAAGGGAUCUCUAACCCUUCAGCACUACGGGGGCCACCCAAGAGCAAGACUCAGGUACGCUCACCACUAUAACCCGAUCGUCAUGGCUUAUUCAAACGGUAACGUGUCAUUUAGCCAAAAAACUAAACCAGCUUCCUGAAGAGGCAGCAACGGCAGGGGGGGGAGCCCCUGUCUUGAGAGUGUCAGGGCUCGACAAACAGGAGAGGUUUUGGACACCGUCCGGUUCAGUCCCAUCCAUCCCCAACAGUGGCCCACUUGGGCCUGUGUACAAAUAAAUAUGGUAAUAAUGCUAUUUUUAAUGUAGGCUGUAUGAUGGAUGAAUAAACCUAGGCAAUAUAAUUGAUUUAUAAAAACGGAUUGAUUCCUGAAGCUGUUCGUUAUGUCGAUUUUAUUAAUCACACGCGUGCUGUACACACAUCCUAUAGAUAACCUGUCAGGCAGAGAGAGGGUGCAGCUGUUUUACGGUGCUGUACACAUAUCCUAUAGAUAACCUGUCAGGCAGAGAGAGGGUGCAGCUGUUUUACGGUGCUGUACACAUAUCCUAUAGAUAACCUGUCAGGCGGAGAGAGGGUGCAGCUGUUUACGGUGCUGCACACACAUCCUAUAGAUAACCUGUCAGGCAGAGAGAGAGAGGGUGCAGCUGUUUUACGGUGCUGUACACAUAUCCUAUAGAUAACCUGUCAGGCGGAGAGAGGGUGCAGCUGUUUACGGUGCUGUACACACAUCCUAUAGAUAACCUGUCAGGCAGAGAGAGAGGGUGCAGCUCUCAAACAGCUGCUUGUUACGUGGAGCGAAGUGGUGGCAGGGGAAGAUGUUCCAAGUUCUGGUUUCUACCAGUAAAUGCCAAGGCGAGAAUGGGAAGGGCAAACCAGCUAUUUAAAAAGUUCAACGUCUUGGUUGAAUAUUUGCGUUGCGCAAUUCGGUCAUCAUGGAAUAACCAUAACCUAGCUUGAAAAUCUUGACAUUUCCUCUAGACUCUUUGGUCCUUUUAAAAGUCAUUAGAAGUUAUGGUAGCACAUUUUAGAAGUUCCAAUAUAAUUAUUCCGUCAUUUUCUUAUCUGAACAGUUUUUAAUGAGUGAUUUUGUUUCCCGCCGUUUAAAUUGAAUGGUGUUGCUCCAGUCCGUUGCGCUUGUUGCAGUAAAACCAUGUGCUGUUCUUAUGAGCAAGACAACGUCCAAUCUUUUUGCUUCAACUUGGUUUUCCAUACAAAGCGUUCCGUUACGAAGGGAACGUCGUUUUUUUGGUGGCGUUCUCGUUUUUAAAACAUGACCCCCCCCUCCAAUAACUCUUCAACAUCACAAAUGGCGAGACUGACUAUCUGCCACACAGACAGACUGCAUCAGGGUGUUUAUCAGACUGACUAUCUACCACAGACAGACUGCAUCAGGGUGUUUAUCAGACUGACUAUCUACCACAGACAGACUGCAUCAGGGUGUUUAUCAGACUGACUAUCUACCACCAGACAGACUGCAUCAGGGUUGUUUAUCCAGACUGACUAUCUACCACACAGACAUACUGCAUCAGGGUGUUUAUCAGACUGACUAUCUACCACACAGACAGACUGCAUCAGGGUGUUUAUCAGACUGACUAUCUACCACAGACAGACUGCAUCAGGGUGUUUAUCAGACUGACUAUCUACCACACAGACAGACUGCAUCAGGGUGUUUAUCAGACUGACUAUCUACCACAGACAGACUGCAUCAGGGUGUUUAUCAGACUGACUAUCUACCACACAGACAGACUGCAUCAGGGUGUUUAUCAGACUGACUAUCUACCACACAGACAGACUGCAUCAGGGUGUUUAUCAGACUGACUAUCUACCACACAGACAGACUGCAUCAGGGUGUUUAUCAGACUGACUAUCUACCACACAGACAGACUGCAUCAGGGUGUUUAUCAGACUGACUAUCUACCACAGACAGACUGCAUCAGGGUGGGCUUCUCUGGAUCAUGAUUCUAAAUCAUUUAUAAUUUUAAUUUAUUUAUUUUCUUCUAAAUAAUCUACAUUUCUCAGAUUUUUCCCAGCCCUAAAAAAUGGUCUCCUGAUGUGGUUUAAGCGUUGUUGUGGACGUAGAACUUCCAAUGUUGUAGUUUUUCUGUUAAGUGAUUUUUGAGAAUGAAAACUUAAAAAAAAAAAAAAAAAUCAGUUCUCCCCUUUUGUUUAACGUGGCGUCUCUUUUGGUAUCAAGUAUUGGUUCAUUUAGUUCUGCCUUCUAGGGGAUUUAGCAGAGAACAACACAUGGCAGUUUGAAAUCUGCAGUGAAUCCAUUUGGUCUCUUUUUCUUUGCUGUUGCAGUAAAUCUAUUCAAUAAAAUGGAAGAACACAAAGGGCAUGUUAAUUUAAAAGAUGGCUAGUCAUUAUUAGCCUGGUUCUGUAUGAACAUUUUACAUUUUAGUCAUUUAGCAGACGCUCUUAUCCAGAGCGACUUACAGUUAGUGAGUGCAUACAUUAUUUUUUUAUUUUAUUUUUUUGAAUUUGUUUUAUUUUUUAUUUUUGUUUUAUAUUUUUCAUACUGGACCCCCGUGGGAAUCGAACCCACAACCCUGGCGUUGCAAACGCCAUGCUCUACCAACUGAGCUACAUCCCUGCCGGCCAUUCCCUCCCCUACCCUGGACGACGCUGGGCCAAUUGUGUGCCGCCCCCAUGGGUCUCCCGGUCGCGGCCGGCUAUGACAGAGCCUGGAUUCGAACCAGGAUCUCUAGUGGCACAGCUAGCACUGCGAUGCAGUGCCUUAGACCACUGCGCCACUCGGGAGACUGAACCCUGCACACACACACACACACACACACACACACACCACGUGUGUGGCUCAAUUGGUAGAGCAUGGCGGUUGCAACGCCAGGGUUGUGGGUUCGAUUCCCACGGGGGAACCAGUACAAAAAUGUAUGCGCUCACUUCUGUAAGUCUCUGGAUAAGAGCGUCCUGCUAAAGGACGUAAACGUAACAAGCUAACAGAAAAUAUGCCAAGCAGUUUUGGAGAAAGAGGAGUGUGAAAUGUUUUCUCCUGUCUGUCUCUCUGUCUCUCUCUCUGUCUCUCUGUCUCUCUGUCUGUCUGUCUGUCUGUCUGUCUGUCUGUCUGUCUGUCUGUCUGUCUGUCUGUCUGUCUGUCUCUCUCUCUCUCUGUCUGUCUCUGUCUGUCUGUCUCUCUGUCUCUCUGUAUGUCUGUCUGUCUGUCUGUCUGUCUGUAGGCUCAGAAGGAGUUGCUGGACACAGAACUGGACCUUUAUAAGAAGAUCCAGUCAGGAGAAGACGCUGUUCAACUGAAGAUCAGAUACACACAACUACAGUUAGAGGUAAGGUUCAACUGAAGGUCAGAUGGACAGUUACAUCUAUCUGAUGAACUAGCAUUCACCUUCAAUCACUUACAUGUUCAAUGUGUACCAAUUCAUAUACUGUCUCUGUUCAGCCACUUGGGGGUGCUCACACACUGCGUUUUCUUCUUCAUGGCUCUGUUGCAUCUUAUAGCUUGCAUUGUGUGUGUGUGUGUGUUGAGGUAACAUUUGAGCAUCCUGUGGCUGUCCCCCCCCCUCUCCUCUCCAGGCAGCUAAGAGGGGGAUCCUGGCUCCAGGGCGGGGCAGAGGGGCCCAUGCUAGAGGCCGUGGGUCCCUGAGGAGCAGGGGUAGGGGUAGGGGGUGCCGGGGUAGGGGUCUCCCUGCCCACUCCACGGUAGACCACAGACCCAGAGCCCUGGAGAUCUCUGGCUUUACAGACGCUGACCUCCAGGACCUGCUGCCGCACUUCGCUGUAAGUUGGACUUCUGUCUGGUUUAAACUAGUUUUAAUGAACCCCUGUCUGGUUUAAACUAGUUUUUGAUGUAACCCCAUGUCCGGUUUGAAAACUAGUUUUUAAUGGACCCCUGGUCUGGUUUUAAAACUAGUUUUAAUGAACCCCUGUCUGGUUUAAACUAGUUUUAAUGAACCCCUGUCUGGUUUUUAAACUAGUUUUAAUGAACCCCCUGUCUGGUUUAAACAUAGUUUUAAUGAACCCCUGUCUGGUGUUUAAAACUAGUUUUAAUGAACCCCUGUCUGGUUUAAACUAGUUUUAAUGAGCCCGGUCUGGUUUAAACUAGUUUUAAUGAGCCCUGUCCUGGUUUAAACUAGUUUAAUGAACCCCUGUCUGGUUUAAACUAGUUUUAAUGAACCCCUGUCUGGUUUAAACUAGUUUUAAUGAACCCCUGUCUGGUUUAAACUAGUUUUAAUGAACCCCUGUCUGGUUUAAACUAGUUUUAAUGAACCCCUGUCUGGUUUAAACUAGUUUUAAUGAACCCCUGGUCUGGUUUAAAACUAGUUUUAAUGAACCCCUGUCUGGUUUAAACUAGUUUUAAUGAACCCCUGUUCCUGGUUUAAACUAGUUUUAAUGAACCCCUGUCUGGUUUAAACUAGUUUUAAUGAACCCCUGUCUGGUUUAAACUAGUUUUAAUGAACCCCUGUCUGGUUUAAAACUAGUUUUAAUGAACCCCCUGUCUGGUUUUAAACUGUUUUAAUGCACCCCUGUCUGGUUUAAACUAGUUUUAAUGAACCCCUGUCUGGUUUAAACUAGUUUUAAUGAACCCCUGUCUGGUUUAAACUAGUUUUAAUGAACCCCUGUCUGGUUUAAACUAGUUUUAAUGAACCCUGUCUGGUUUAAACUAGUUUUAAUGAACCCCUGUCUGGUUUUAAACUAGUUUUAAUGAACCCCUGUCUGGUUUUUAAACUAGUUUUAAUGAACCCCUGUCUGGUUUAAACUAGUUUUAAUGAACCCCUGUCUGGUUUAAACUAGUUUUAAUGAACCCCUGUCUGGUUUUUAAACUAGUUUUAAUGAACCCCUGUCUGGUUUUAAACUAGUUUUAAUGACCCCUGUCUGGUUUAAACUAGUUUUAAUGAACCCUGUCUGGUUUUAAACUAGUUUUAAUGAACCCUGGUCUGGUUUUAAAACUAGUUUUAAUGAACCCUGUCUGGUUUAUAACUAGUUUUAAUGAACCCCUGUCUGGUUUAAAACUAGUUUUAAUGAACCCCUGUCUGGUUUUAAACUAGUUUUAAUGAACCCCUGUCUGGUUAAACUAGUUUUAAUGAACCCCUGUCUGGUUUUUAAACUAGUUUUAAUGAACCCCUGUCUGGUUUAAACUAGUUUUAAUGAACCCUGUCUGGUUUAAAACUAGUUUUAAUGAACCCCUGUCUGGUUUAAACUAGUUUUAAUGAGACCACUGUCUGGUUUAAACUAGUUUCCUGUCUGUUUUUUUAAACUAGUUUUAAUGAACCCCUGUCUGGUUUUAAACUAGUUUUAAUGAACCCCUGUCUGGUUUAAACUAGUUUUAAUGACCCCUGUCUGGUUUUUUUUAAACUAGUUUUAAUGAACCCCUGUCUGGUUUUUAAACUAGUUUUAAUGAACCCUGUCUGGUUUAAACUAGUUUUAAUGAACCCCUGUCUGGUUUAAACUAGUUUAAGAACCCCUGUCUGUUUUAUUUAUUAAACUAGUUUUAAUGAACCCCUUGUCUGGUUUUUAAAUAGUUUUAAUGAACCCCUGUCUGGUUUAAACUAGUUUUAAUGAACCCCUGUCUUGUUUAAACUAGUUUUAAUAAACCCCUGUCUGGUUUAAACUAGUUUUAAUGAACCCCUGUCUGGUUUAAACUAGUUUUAAUGAACCCCUGUCUGGUUUAAACUAGUUUUAAUGAACCCCUGUCUGGUUUAAACUAGUUUUAAUGAACCCCUGUCUGGGUUUAAACUAGUUUUUAAUGAACCCCUGUCUGGUUUUAAACUAGUUUUAAUGAACCCCCUGUCUGGUUUAAACUAGUUUUAAUGAACCCCUGUCUGGUUUAAACUAGUUUUAAUGAAACCCCUGUCUGGUUUAAACUAGUUUUAAUGGAACCCUGUCUGGUUUAACUAGUUUUAAUGAACCCCUGUCUGGUUUAAACUAGUUUUUAAUGAACCCCUGUCUGGUUUAAACUAGUUUUAAUGAACCCCUGUCUGGUUUAAACUAGUUUUAAUGAACCCCUGUCUGGUUUAAACUAGUUUUAAUGAAACCCCCUGUCUGGUUUAAACUAGUUUUAAUGAACCCCUGUCUGGUUUAAACUAGUUUUAAUGAACCCCUGUCUGGUUUAAACUAGUUUUAAUGAACCCCUGUCUGGUUUAAAACUAGUUUUAAUGAACCCCUGUCUGGUUUAAACUAGUUUUAAUGAACCCCUGUCUGGUUUAAACUAGUUUUUAAUGAACCCCUGUCUGGUUUAAAACUAGUUUUUAAUGAACCCCUUCUGGUUAACACUAGUUUUAAUGAACCCUGUCUGGUUUAAACUAGUUUUAAUGAACCCGGUCUGGUUUAAACUAGUUUUUAAUGAACCCAGUCUGGGUUUAAACUAGUUUUAAUGAAGCCCCUGUCUGGUUUAAACUAGUUUUAAUGAGCCCCUGUCUGGUUUAAGCUAGUUUUAAUGAACCCCUGUCUGGUUAAACUAGUUUUAAUGAACCCCUGUCUGGUUUAAACUAGUUUAAUUGAGCCCCGUCUGUUAACUAGUUUUAUGAAACCCCUGUCUGGUUUAAACUAGUUUUUAAUUGAACCCCUGUCUGGUUUAAACUAGUUUUAAUGAACCCCUGUCUGGUUUAAACUAGUUUUAAUGAACCCUGUCUGGUUUUUUUGUAUUUUUUUAAACUAGUUUUAAUGAACCCCUGUCUGGUUUAAAUAGUUUUAAUGAACCCUGUCUGGUUUAACAGUUUUAUGAUUUUUAAAUAGUUUAAUAACCCCUGUCUGGUUUAAACUAGUUUUAAUGACCCCUGUCUGGUUUUUUUUUAAACUAGUUUUUAAUGACCCUUCUGGUUUUUAAACUAGUUUUAAUGAACCCCUGUCUGGUUUAAACUAGUUUUAAUGAACCCCUGUCUGGUUUAAACUAGUUUUAAUGAACCCCUGUCUGGUUUAAGCUAGUUUUAAUGAACCCCUGUCUGGUUUAAGCUAGUUUUAAUGAACCCCUGUCUGGUUUAAGCUAGUUUUAAUGAACCCCUGUCUGGUUUAAGCUAGUUUUAAUGAACCCCUGUCUGGUUUAAGCUAGUUUUAAUGAACCCUGUCUGGUUUAAGCUAGUUUUAAUGAACCCCUGUCUGGUUUAAAGCUAGUUUUAAUGAACCGUUGUAAGCUAGUUUUUAAUGAACCCCUGUCUGGUUUAAGCUAGUUUUAAUGAACCCCUGUCUGGUUUAAGCUAGUUUUAAUGAAGCCCUGUCUGGUUUAAACUAGUUUUAAUGAAGCCCUGUCUGGUUUAAACUAGUUUUAAUGAAGCCCUGUCUGGUUUAAGCUAGUUUUAAUGAAGCCCUGUCUGGUUUAAGCUAGUUUUAAUGAAGCCCUGUCUGGUUUAAACUAGUUUUAAUGAAGCCCUGUCUGGUUUAAACUAGUUUUAAUGAACCCCUGUCUGGUUUAAACUAGUUUUAAUGAACCCCGGUCUGGUUUAAACUAGUUUUAAUGAACCCGGUCUGGUUUAAACUAGUUUUAAUGAACCCGGUCUGGUUUAAACUAGUUUUAAUGAGCCCUGUCUGGUUUAAACUAGUUUUAAUGAACCCGGUCUGGUUUAAACUAGUUUUAAUGAACCCCUGUCUGGUUUAAACUAGUUUUAAUGAACCCCUGUCUGGUUUAAACUAGUUUUAAUGAACCCCUGUCUGGUUUAAACUAGUUUUAAUGAACCCCUGUCUGGUUUACAACUAGUUUUAAUGAACCCCUGUCUGGUUUACACUAGUUUUAAUGAACCCCUGUCUGGUUUAAACUAGUUUUAAUGUACCCCGGUCUGGUUUAAACUAGUUUUAAUGAACCCCUGUCUGGUUUAAACUAGUUUUAAUGAGCCCUGUCUGGUUUGAACUAGUUUUAAUGAACCCCUGUCUGGUUUAAACUAGUUUUAAUGAACCCCUGUCUGGUUUAAACUAGUUUUAAUGAACCCCUGUCUGGUUUAAACUAGUUUUAAUGAACCCCUGUCUGGUUUAAACUAGUUUUAAUGAACCCCUGUCUGGUUUACACUAGUUUUAAUGAACCCCUGUCUGGUUUACACUAGUUUUAAUGAACCCCUGUCUGGUUUAAACUAGUUUUAAUGUACCCCUGUCUGGUUUAAACUAGUUUUAAUGAACCCCUGUCUGGUUUAAACUAGUUUUAAUGAACCCCGGUCUGGUUUACACUAGUUUUAAUGAACCCCUGUCUGGUUUAAACUAGUUUUAAUGAACCCCGGUCUGGUUUACACUAGUUUUAAUGAACCCGGUCUGGUUUAAACUAGUUUUAAUGAGCCCUGUCUGGUUUAAACUAGUUUUAAUGAACCCUGUCUGGUUUAAACUAGUUUUAAUGAGCCCUGUCUGGUUUAAACUAGUUUUAAUGAACCCCUGUCUGGUUUAAACUAGUUUUAAUGAACCCCUGUCUGGUUUAAACUAGUUUUAAUGAGCCCUGUCUGGUUUAAACUAGUUUUAAUGAACCCGGUCUGGUUUAAACUAGUUUUAAUUAACCCCUGUCUGGUUUAAGCUAGUUUUAAUGAGCCCUGUCUGGUUUAAACUAGUUUUAAUGAACCAUGUCUGGUUUCUAUGAAUUUCAUUUGGAAUGUUUGUUGGAGAAAAUAGCUGUUAAAUUUCUUGAAAUUGUUGAAAACCAAAUGGUUGUCAGUAGUGCCCUGAUAUCGGUUUGCUUGGGUGAAUGAAUGAGUUCAGACUCCUGGACUAAGAGACCGGCGAGUUCAUAUUUUAUUCCAUCUUUCGUCUUGUUGUUCUCCUUUCUGCAGCAAUUUGGAGAGUUGGAGGACUGUCAGAUAGACGAUACUUCCUUUCUGGCUGUUAUCACCUACAGGAGCAGACCAGAGGCUGAACAGGUAAAGGGUUCAACACUGUCUUUCAACCUAAUGAUACACCGCUGGACAUUGAACCCAGUGAUACACCGCUGGACAUUGAACCCAGUGAUACACCACUGGACAUUGAACCCAUUGAACCCAGUGAUACACCAUUGAACCCAGUGAUACACCAUUGAACCCAGUGAUACACCAUUGAACCCAGUGAUACACCAUUGAACCCAGUGAUACACCAUUGAACCCAGUGAUACACCAUUGGACCCAGUGAUACACCAUUGAACCCAGUGAUACACAAUUGAACCCAGUGAUACACCGCUGGACAUUGAACCCAGUGAUACACCGCUGGACAUUGAACCCAGUGAUACACCGCUGGACAUUGAACCCAGUGAUACACCAUUGAACCCAUUGAUACACCAUUGAACCCAGUGAUACACCAUUGAACCCAGUGAUACACCAUUGAACCCAGUGAUACACCAUUGAACCCAGUGAUACACCAUUGAACCCAGUGAUACACCAUUGAACCCAGUGAUACACCAUUGAACCCAGUGAUACACCAUUGAACCCAGUGAUACACCAUUGAACCCAGUGAUACACCAUUGAACCCAGUGAUACACCGCUGGACAUUGAACCCAGUGAUACACCAUUGAACCCAGUGAUACACCACUGGACAUUGAACCCAUUGAACCCAGUGAUACACCAUUGAACCCAGUGAUACACCAUUGAACCCAGUGAUACACCAUUGAACCCAGUGAUACACCAUUGAACCCAGUGAUACACCACUUGACAUUGAACCCAGUGAUACACCAUUGAACCCAGUGAUACACCGCUGGACAUUGAACCCAGUGAUACACCAUUGAACCCAGUGAUACACCAUUGAACCCAGUGAUACACCACUGGACAUUGAACCCAGUGAUACACCAUUGAACCCAGUGAUACACCGCUGGACAUUGAACCCAGUGAUACACCAUUGAACCCAGUGAUACACCAUUGAACCCAGUGAUACACCACUGGACAUUGAACCCAGUGAUACACCGCUGGACAUUGAACCCAGUGAUACACCAUUGAACCCAUUGAUACACCAUUGAACCCAGUGAUACACCAUUGAACCCAGUGAUACACCAUUGAACCCAGUGAUACACCAUUGAACCCAGUGAUACACCAUUGAACCCAGUGAUACACCAUUGAACCCAGUGAUACACCAUUGAACCCAGUGAUACACCAUUGAACCCAGUGAUACACCAUUGAACCCAGUGAUACACCGCUGGACAUUGAACCCAGUGAUACACCAUUGAACCCAGUGAUACACCACUGGACAUUGAACCCAUUGAACCCAGUGAUACACCAUUGAACCCAGUGAUACACCAUUGAACCCAGUGAUACACCAUUGAACCCAGUGAUACACCAUUGAACCCAGUGAUACACCAUUGAACCCAGUGAUACACCACUUGACAUUGAACCCAGUGAUACACCAUUGAACCCAGUGAUACACCGCUGGACAUUGAACCCAGUGAUACACCAUUGAACCCAGUGAUACACCAUUGAACCCAGUGAUACACCACUGGACAUUGAACCCAGUGAUACACCAUUGAACCCAGUGAUACACCGCUGGACAUUGAACCCAGUGAUACACCAUUGAACCCAGUGAUACACCAUUGAACCCAGUGAUACACCGCUGGACAUUGAACCCAGUGAUACACCACUUGACAUUGAACCCAGUCAUCCUUUACCUUGUCCUCACGUCUUCCUCACUCUUUCUCUCCCUUCCUCUCCUCUCCUACUUGUCCGCUGUGUUCCCUCUCUCUCUCUCUCUCUCCUUCCUUCCUUUCCCUCCCUCCCGUAGGCGGCGGUGCACGGUGUUCGUCUGAACAGCAGCGAGUUGCGUCUGUCCUGGCACAAGCCUGCCGUCUCCCUGACCUCCCAGGAGCCUGACGAGCAGGAGCCAGAUCAUGACGAGGUGAAGGGGGUGUUGUUUUGACAGUUACGGAGUAAUGGAUGUUAAUGCUAAUGGUUGUAGAAGUGUUUGGAGAAUGAGUGUGUUUUGACAGUUACGGAGUAAUGGAUGUUAAUGCUAAUGGUUGUAGAAGUGUUUGGAGAAUGAGUGUGUUUUGACAGUUACGGAGUAAUGGAUGUUAAUGCUAAUGGUUGUAGAAGUGUUUGGAGAAUGAGUGUGUUUUGACAGUUACGGAGUAAUGGAUGUUAAUGCUAAUGGUUGUAGAAGUGUUUGGAGAAUGAGUGUGUUUUGACAGUUACGGAGUAAUGGAUGUUAAUGCUAAUGGUUGUAGAAGUGUUUGGAGAAUGAGUGUGUUUUGACAGUUACGGAGUAAUGGAUGUUAAUGCUAAUGGUUGUAGAAGUGUUUGGAGAAUGAGUGUGUUUUGACAGUUACGGAGUAAUGGAUGUUAAUGCUAAUGGUUGUAGAAGUGUUUGGAGAAUGAGUGUGUUUUGACAGUUACGGAGUAAUGGAUGUUAAUGCUAAUGGUUGUAGAAGUGUUUGGAGAAUGAGUGUGUUUUGACAGUUACGGAGUAAUGGAUGUUAAUGCUAAUGGUUGUAGAAGUGUUUGGAGAAUGAGUGUGUUGGGCACAGCGAUUCACAGGUAAGGCUUUCUCAAAGGCCACACUCAUCCGAUGAAAAAUGAGACAAUGGGAGGCAGAAAUGUAAGGUGGUUUGUUUCUCUAUUAGCUUGAUGCCUCACUAAAUGAUUCUGCUGCUCUGUCGUUCACUACGUACUUUAGUCUGAGACUGCCGUCGUCCAAGUCCUUUUUGUGGUGACGAGGCGCGCAGGAGAAGUUGUUCAAGACCUAAGUCAUCAGCGAUUUGGAUCAUCUCUAACCGAUCAGAGUAUCAAAGCCAAUAAAAACAUGUCAAAUCACUUUACCAACGUGUGUGUUCUGGCUCUGGUCCAACCCAUCGGUUUCUGGACAGGGUCAGACGGUCCCCGAAUGUGUUGGCAUUCGGUGAAAGGUACUCAGAUCCAGACUCAUUGAGGAGAAGAGGGCGGCAGGUAGCGUAGAGGUUAAGAGCGUUUGCUGGUUCAAAUCCCUGAGCCGACUAGGUGAAAAAUAUGCCGGCGUGCCCUUGAGCAAGGCACUUAACCCUAAUUGUUCCUGUAAGUCGCUCUGGAUAAGAGCAUCUGCUAAAUGACUAGAAUGUAAUGAAACUAACAUCCUUGGGCGUAGCGUUUGGCCAGAUCAAUGAGUUUGGAUAGCCAGGGAAUAUCUUUCUACCUUUUUUCAUUCAUUAUAAAAGUGUUUGUCUCACCCUGUCUUGUCCCUUUGUAGUUCCAGGAAGAGUCGCUGAUUGAUGAUGCGUUGCUACAGGACGACGAUGAGGAGGAUGAUGACAACGAGCCCCGCCCCUGGCGCAGAUGAAGACGGCCCUGAUUGGACGAAACGCUAACGCAACUUUUUAUUGCUUUGCAGUUUCUGAUUGGCUGUCUGUUUUUGAAACUUCUAGGUGCAUUUCACUAUGGUUAGAACCUAAACAGCUAAUUCAUUCUGUUGUACUGAUUCAAUAGAUUACUAGACAAAGUACUGUUGGAGGUUCAUGGAAAUACUGUUUUUUUUUUCUU
Coregonus sp. 'balchen' is the source of this 29987-nucleotide messenger RNA. NCBI's taxonomy places the organism in Eukaryota, Metazoa, Chordata, Actinopteri, Salmoniformes, Salmonidae. The record is from the annotation of a GenBank genome assembly.